Molecule: messenger RNA, 555 nt
Organism: Sclerotinia sclerotiorum 1980 UF-70
Lineage: Eukaryota; Fungi; Ascomycota; Leotiomycetes; Helotiales; Sclerotiniaceae
Exons: 2
Coding region: 1-555 (184 amino acids)
Source: RefSeq, a predicted model, not a curated record
AUGUUGCUCGUGGAAUCUAUCAUUGUGCUUGCUACGGCUUGCAUGUUAUAUAUCCUCAGUUCUCGACGAAAGACUCACACCCAUCGAGUUCAAUCUCCAAACCAUCAAAAAACAUCCUCAACAUCACGUUCAGCAACCAACACAACAAAAUUUCUCCACAACCCUCUCCCCAACAUCUCCCGUCUCCUAUCAUGCACCUCACCCACCUCAUCAGCAACACCAUCACCAAACUCAAAAACCAACCCAUCCACAUCCACAUCCACACCCAGCACUCCCCAAAAACAAAGCAAACCCGAACCCGCCCCCCAAAAACCACCUUACAUCCUCCCACCUCUCAAACCCAGCUCUCCACACCCAACAUCCAUGGGUCUCAAACGACUCGACCAAUCCAACUGGUUAACCAUUGAUUCCUUCUACCAAUCCGAACACACGCUUCGUGCAUCAUUAUUAGAAACCCAUGGUCCGUGUGUGUUGCAGGUAUUGAAACCGGCUGUUUCGGCUACGUAUGAGGUAUUAGAUAUGACGGUUGAGUUUUUACUAGAGAGGAUAAUCUAA